CCCCCCCCUCCUUCUCCUCACGCGCUGAGCUGUCACAACGUCUGUGCUGUCAACAACCUAGUACUUCUCUAUAAAUCAGUCCCCCAGUCACUCUUAAUCUCUCUUCUUCCCUUUUUCCCAUGAUGGCCGCCCAUCGCUCUCUUGCCCGCUCUCUCCCCACUCUCCGCGCUGCUGCCCCCCGCACGGCCCUCACCGUCCCCAGAUUAUCCGCCACCAGAACGUCUGCAGCUUUAGCUUCACGAUCCAGACAUCUCUCUACCGCUAUAAUGGCUCCCUCUUCUCUUCUGGCAUCUUCAUCCCCUUCUACCACUCGCAGUCUGCAUGCCACAGCCCAGCAACGUACCCCCGCAACCACCUCCGCGGCCUCCACCGCCACCGACUAUCCUACCGAUCACAGCCCUGUUUCGAACCCCAUCGAUACUACCAACUUUCUGGACAACGAGUUUGUACAGUCCAAGGCAACCACUUGGAUUGACUUGCAUGAUCCAGCCACCAACAAUCUCAUCACUCGUGUGCCUCAGAGUACCGAUGCGGAGCUGAAGGCUGCCGUUGAGUCCGCCCAAAAGGCCUUUCCGGCCUGGCGCGCGACCAGCGUGAUUGCCAAACAGCAGAUCAUGUUCAAGUUUGUUAGCCUGAUCCGGGCUCACUGGGAUCGCCUGGCUGCCUCGAUUACCCUGGAGCAGGGCAAGACCUUUGCCGAUGCCAAGGGCGACGUUCUCCGUGGUCUUCAAGUGGCUGAAACUGCCUGUGGCAUCACCACCCAAUUGACAGGCGAGGUGCUCGAAGUCGCCAAGGAUAUGGAGACUCGAAGCUACCGCGAGCCUCUGGGUGUUGUGGCCGCCAUCUGUCCCUUCAACUUCCCCGCAAUGAUUCCCCUCUGGUCGAUCCCUGUCGCCACCAUUACCGGUAAUUGCUUGAUUCUCAAGCCCUCCGAACGUGACCCCGGCGCAGCCAUGAUUCUGGCCGAGCUGGCUCGGGAAGCUGGUUUCCCACCCGGUGUGGUCAACAUCGUGCAUGGCUCCGCCAAGACGGUUGAUUUCAUCCUCGAUGAACCUUCCAUCAAGGCUAUCAGCUUUGUUGGCGGUAACCGUGCCGGUGAGUACAUCUAUACCCGGGGUUCCGCAAAUGGCAAGCGUGUCCAGGCGAAUCUGGGUGCGAAGAACCACGCCGCGGUCCUGCCGGACUGCAACAAGAACCAAACCCUCAAUGCUAUUGUUGGCGCUGCCUUCGGUGCUGCUGGUCAGCGCUGCAUGGCCCUGAGCACAGUGGUGAUGGUCGGGGAAACCCAGGAAUGGCUGCCCGAGAUCGCUGAGCGGGCCAAGGCAUUGAAUGUCAAUGGUGGUUUCGAAGAGGGUGCGGAUCUUGGCCCGGUCAUUAGCCCCCAGAGCAAGAAGCGCAUCGAGGAUCUGAUUGCCAGCGCCGAGGAAGAGGGUGCCACUAUCCUGUUGGAUGGUCGUGGCUACAAGCCCGAGAAGUACCCCAACGGCAACUUUGUUGGACCUACUAUCAUCACCAACGUGACCCCUGAGAUGAAGUGCUACACAGAGGAGAUCUUCGGCCCUGUUCUGAUCUGCUUGUCGGUGCCUACGCUCGAUGACGCUAUCGAGCUCAUCAACAAGAACCCGUACGGUAACGGCGCGGCCGUCUUCACCCGCUCUGGCCCGACUGCCUCGCGCUUCCAGAAGGACAUUGAGGCCGGCCAGGUCGGCAUCAACGUGCCGAUCCCUGUCCCGCUGCCCAUGUUCUCUUUCACCGGUAACAAGAAGAGUAUCGCCGGUGGCGGUGCCAACACCUUCUACGGCAAGCCUGGUUUGCAGUUCUACACUCAGCAGAAGACUGUGACUAGCCUGUGGCGCAGCGAGGAUGCGAUCAGCACCAAGGCCCAUGUUGUGAUGCCCACACACUCGUAAGGUCGAUGGAAACAAGGGGAAACAUUGAAUAGAAAUCAAAAAUACCUUGAAUGUUGCAUCAUGCCUCUAUACGGUGUUAGCUUUCACGCUGGGUUGCGGAAUUAGCCUUGUUAAUAUCAUUGUUCUUCAAAUUGAAUCUCCGAGGAAGGAGUGUUAUACCUGCAUCUUAACGGCGGCUCGUGAACAAAUUGCUGAGGAUGAAGGCGUCUGUGUACUGUAAUCUGAGACUCAUUUCAGUUAACCGUGUCGAUUCGAUCGAACAAGUGCAUGC
Messenger RNA from Aspergillus fijiensis CBS 313.89, 2181 nucleotides. Its product is annotated as CoA-acylating methylmalonate-semialdehyde dehydrogenase. Lineage: Eukaryota; Fungi; Ascomycota; Eurotiomycetes; Eurotiales; Aspergillaceae. Gene Ontology annotation, biological process: L-valine catabolic process; thymine catabolic process. Gene Ontology annotation, molecular function: malonate-semialdehyde dehydrogenase (acetylating, [NAD(P)+]) activity; methylmalonate-semialdehyde dehydrogenase (acylating, NAD+) activity. Gene Ontology annotation, cellular component: mitochondrion. The coding region runs from base 120 to 1910 and encodes 596 amino acids. The transcript has 3 exons. The record is from RefSeq and is a predicted model, not a curated record.